AUGGAGUUUACGAGUUUAAUUGUUCCUCUCACAACGAAUAUGUGUCGAACAUGUCUAGUAGAAUAUGAUUCUAAUGAUGCCACCAUGUUUAUGAAUAUACAAGACCUCAUUGAACAUGAAAAUAUUAAAAUAAAGUUAAUAGAUAUAUUAGUAUUCCUUCAUUGCUUAGAGCAUAAUGAUGAAGAAAAUUGGCCACAAGGUAUUUGUGCAUCAUGUGUUACAACAGUUAUAAUGGCUUAUAAUUUUAAACUUAAUUGUUUAAAAGCCAAUGCUACAUUGACACAAAUUCUGACAAUACAACCACUGAAUCCUCAAAGUUCAGACUUGGACAACAUUGACAUAAAUGUUGUCUAUCAAGAUCAUGAGUAUGGGCUUCCAUUUUUUAGUAGUCAGUCAAUUUUGGAUUUUGAAUCCACUACACCACCCAACAAAGAACUUACUCCUUUACCACCGGUCACCGAAAUAACAUCAACUGAACAUCCACCAAGAAAAGUGGGUGAAAAGAAAUAUGUAUGUUCAUUUUGUAAUAGGUCCUUCACAAGGAUAUAUAGUCUAAGGUAUCACAUGGCAAAGCAUAGCAAUUUCUGCAAAUAUCUGUGUUCCAAGUGUGGAAAGAGUUUUUUUACCAAUAAUGGACUUAAUCAACAUCUCAUUUCCCAUAAGGAUCCUCAAUUCAAAUGUGGAUUUUGUAAUAAAACAUAUAAAACAAGGCAGUCGUUAAAGGAGCAUUUCCGAUUGGCACACUCAAGCAAUCGCUAUCAGUUUGUUUGUGUUACAUGUGGAAAGAGGUUUACAGUCAAAUCCACUCUUAUGAAGCAUGCAAAGACCCAUGAUGGGCAGAAACAAUUUGCAUGUACUCUAUGCCCUAAAACAUAUACAAGGGCUUCAUAUCUGCGGGUUCACAAUUUAGUCCAUACUGGAAAGCCAAAACCGAGACCUUUUCAAUGUACCCACAAUGGUUGUAGUCGAAAUUUUGCUACCAAGCAUUCUUUAUUAGUGCAUAUAGCUCACAGUCAUUCUAAUGAACGACCGCACAAAUGUGAUAUUUGUUCAAAGACAUUUGCGACAAUGUCUGGUUUGAAAGUGCAUAAGGAAUCACAUACCACAAGUCAAGUGACCUGUACAAUUUGCAGUAAAAAGUUAUCCAACAAGAGAGUGUUACAAAAACACAUGAAAAUUCAUGUAACAUCUGCAUAG
Molecule: messenger RNA, 1197 nt
Organism: Leptosia nina
Lineage: Eukaryota; Metazoa; Arthropoda; Insecta; Lepidoptera; Pieridae
Source: the annotation of a GenBank genome assembly